Lolium perenne is the source of this 1451-nucleotide messenger RNA. RefSeq names its product thioredoxin-like fold domain-containing protein MRL7L homolog, chloroplastic. Lineage: Eukaryota; Viridiplantae; Streptophyta; Magnoliopsida; Poales; Poaceae. Gene Ontology annotation, biological process: regulation of DNA-templated transcription; chloroplast organization. The record is from RefSeq and is a predicted model, not a curated record. Gene Ontology annotation, cellular component: chloroplast stroma.
CGGUUCGUUCAACCAGCAGGCUAAACAAAAUAUCUCCCCGAGGACAGAACCCGGAGCAGAUAGGCAUCCAAACCACCGUAAGAAUCUCCUCCGCCGCUCCCGCGCUUCCCGCACUAGUUUCGAAAGCUAGUUCUCGCGACACCAGCGGGGCAGCAAGCAACCAUCUUCAAGUCUCCCACCCAAGAAGAGUAGAGAAGGAGCCGCAGCGCACUUGACGCACAGAAUGGCGCUUCGCUGCUCCCUGCCCGCAACAUGUUCGACGUUUUGCCUCAGAGGAGCGGAGCACCCCAAUUCGCGCGCUCUCCCAGCGCGCCCCGUCAGCUUCGGUUCUUGCCCAGGGUCCAGGCCGCGCGUGGGGCUCGUGCUCGCCGCUAGCGCCUGGGAGUUCCGUGCGAGUCCGAGCGAACCCAAGACCGUCGGUCGUCUGGUGAUCGGUGGCGGGCCGCGCAAAGACGACACCAGUUCCGAGUCCGACGAUGAAGAUGACGACGACGAGCCUCCGCCCAUGACGGACGAGGAGCGUAAGAAGCUGCGGAGGAAGAUACGGGAGAUGAUGGACCGGAUGCCCGAGAUGCAGGAGCUGACCGACCCCGAGGAGAAGAAGGCCAAGAUGAGGGAGCUGCUCACCAAGUACGAGCUGGUCGUCGAGGAGGAGGACCCGGAGUGGCCCGAGGACGCCGACGACGGGAUGGGCUUCGGCCUUGGCCAGUUCUUCGACAAGAUCACCAUCAAGGCCGAGAAGAGGGAUGACGCUGCCGACGACGAUGAUGCAGGGGAUGGCACCAAGAAGGAGAUCGUUUGGGAGGAUGAUAACUACAUCACGCAGGUCAGGGAUGUCAAGACCAAGGAUUGGGACGACACCGUGUUCACCGAUUUUGGCCCGUUGAUUGUGCUUGUGCACAACCGGUACAAGAGACCACAGGAGAAUGUGAUGGCAAGAAAAGAGCUUGUAAAAGCAAUUGAGACGUUUUGGGAACAUGAUCUGCCUUCACCAAGAUGUGUAGCAGUGGAUGCCUGCGCCGAGCCAGACCUUGUGGCCGCUCUGAAGGUGUCUAGUUUCCCUGAGUUGCUCUUCACCAAUGCAGGGAGGAUACUACACCGAGAGAAAGCUGUCCGUUCGGCCGAGGUUUUGGCGAGGAUGAUAGCCUUCUUCUACUACAAAGCGGCCAGACCACCUUGCUUGAGCGAAUCAGACGGCCAGGGGAAAGAGAAGGUCCCUCUGAUGUCAUGAAAACAGAGUGGAACAUGGUAGUUUGUGUUAGCAUCUUACAUCAGUGUAGCUUCCGAGUUUACAUACAUCAGUAGAGUUACUGUUAGCAGGAAUCCUGAGUCUCACAUGUGGCAUGCAUGCCCUAAGAGUUUAUGGGAUGAUUCUAUUCGUAAUGCUGGAUACCCAUGUCACCAUCUGCUUCUUAUGUUCAGUACUUAAGUGAUGCUUUUUUCUUCGAGAA